Prunus armeniaca (apricot) is the source of this 1050-nucleotide messenger RNA. The record is from the annotation of a GenBank genome assembly. Lineage: Eukaryota; Viridiplantae; Streptophyta; Magnoliopsida; Rosales; Rosaceae.
AUGGGCAAAGGUGGCUCUCUCAGCGAAGGCGUCAUCAGAAAGAUCCUCCUUUCCUACACCUAUGUCGCGAUUUGGAUCUUCCUCAGCUUCACCGUCAUCGUCUACAACAAAUACAUCCUCGACAAGAAGAUGUACAACUGGCCCUUCCCAAUCUCCCUCACCAUGAUCCACAUGUCCUUCUGCGCCUCCCUCGCCUUCGUCCUCGUCCGCGUCUUCAAGCUCGUCGAGCCAGUCACCAUGUCCAGAGAUCUCUACAUCUCUUCCGUGGUGCCCAUUGGAGCUCUCUACUCUCUUUCCCUCUGGCUCUCCAAUUCUGCUUACAUCUAUCUCUCUGUGUCAUUUAUUCAAAUGCUUAAGGCGCUCAUGCCUGUGGCCGUUUACUCAAUUGGGGUUUCGUUAAAAAAAGAGAGCUUUAAGACUGAUACCAUGGUGAACAUGGUCUCGAUCUCAAUUGGGGUCGCCAUUGCUGCUUAUGGGGAGGCUCGAUUUGACACCUGGGGUGUGAUUCUGCAGCUGGGUGCUGUUGCUUUUGAGGCCACAAGACUUGUCCUGAUCCAAAUCUUGCUCACAUCUAAAGGCAUCACCCUGAACCCAAUUACCUCUUUGUAUUAUGUUGCUCCUUGUUGCUUGGCUUUUUUGUUUGUGCCUUGGAUCUUUGUUGAGUACCCAAUUUUGAGGGACUCUUCCAGCUUCCAUUUUGAUUUCCUGAUCUUUGGGACCAAUUCUCUCUGUGCAUUUGCUUUGAAUCUGGCUGUUUUCUUGCUUGUUGGGAAGACCUCUGCUUUGACCAUGAAUGUGGCUGGUGUGGUGAAAGAUUGGCUUUUGAUUGCUUUCUCUUGGUCUGUCAUUAAGGACACUGUGACCCCAAUCAACUUGUUUGGUUAUGGCCUUGCAUUUUUGGGUGUUGCCUAUUACAACCACUCCAAAUUGCAGGCUCUUAAGGCCAAGGAGGCGCAGAAGAAGACAGCACUGGCCGAUGAGGAGGCCAAUAGGCUUUUGGAGGACAGGGAAGGUGAAGGAAUUGGGAAGAGGAACGAAUCCCAGAAUUGA